Cyclocybe aegerita is the source of this 894-nucleotide messenger RNA. The record is from the annotation of a GenBank genome assembly. Lineage: Eukaryota; Fungi; Basidiomycota; Agaricomycetes; Agaricales; Hemipholiotaceae.
AUGGAAACAACUCCUAACACCACAAACAAUGUACCUGGUCAAUCUGGAUCCUCGUCGUCAGGGGCUGCUCAGAGGCUCCGCGCUCUCUCAUCAAGACAGGAGCGAAAGCUCGUAAACUACCUCGACGGGCGCUUUCUAGACCUUACCCGGAAUUUCAAGAAACGAUCGCAGCCCUCAUCCACUGUCCAGACCCUAUGCGCGUUCCUCGAGACCUCGCGCGCCCUGCUGGCGUUCAUCCUCCAAAUCCCGCCCAUCGACCCCUCGACGAGCCUCCGCACGGCGUACCUCCUGCGUCUCACCGGCGACGUCCUCGGUGCGAUCCCGGGGUACAAGCUGAGCGCCCUCGGCGUGCCGGUGCACGCGACGCUCCAAGACCUCCUUGACUUCCUGGACGACCUCGACCAGGCGUGGAUUACCGUCCUGCGCGGGCAGGUGUGGGACCCGGAGGCAGCGGAGGGGGUCGAUCUGCGGCUUCCCCAACUCCAAGAGACGAAUGGGUUGUCGUCGGAUGAUGCGAACUCGGAAUCAGACUCGAACGAGAAACCGCAGAGAUCGAGCCCGCCGAGUCAGACCGACCUCGCGAGGCUCCGCAGCUUGCUCUUCUCGGGCGAAGCGACGCUCGAGGAAUGGUUGUCCCAUGAACGAGACGGAGGCGAUACACCUGCAACAUUCACCAAUGGCGAUAUCCCAGGCGCGGGCAAGGAUGCUGCGGACGAUAUAUCGGUCAUGUUGGCUCGGAUGGGCCUGCUGGAGCAGUUCGAUGCGCUCUUUGUCCGUACGCUCGACCACCUGGGGGGUUUCUCAGACAGAGUCGCUGAGAAUUUCGUGCAUCCCGGCGAAGAGGUGGUCAUGGAGGCACCGAUGGUGUUGGGUGGUUGUCAGCUUGGAACGUAG